AUGGAACCGAGACGAGUUCGGAGUUCUCAACACAAGCCAAAGCGGAUCUUCAUUUGCUGCGAUGGGACAUGGGUGAACUCUCUAGGCCCAAAGGACGAGCCUCCAUCUAAUGUAACAAAGCUGUCCCGAAGCCUUAAGCGAGUCUGUGAAGAUGGGACUAGUCAGAUUAUUAUGUACUCUCCAGGUGUGGGAACCGGCCCUUCCAAGCUGGACAUGCUUACGGGUGGUGCUUUUGGAGAAGGACUAGACCAAGACAUCCGUGAAUGUUAUAAUUUCGCCUGUGCCAACUACGUCGACGGAGACUCAAUCAUCCUAGUCGGUUUCUCGAGAGGGGCUUUCACGGCCCGCUCAGUAGCGGACUUGAUCGCGUCGGUCGGGUUGCUGACUACAGAAGGCAUGGACAAUUUCUAUCCCAUCUUCGAGGAUUACGAGCACAUAGGCGAUGAGAAACGAUCUGCGAGCGAGUUUCUGUUUCACGACCUGGUCCCAUACCAUGGCGAGAAAGGCAAGGCCAAGAUCCUCUGGGAGAAUGAACGCAAGGAGCAGUACAAGAAGUGGUUGAAAACAAAAUCGUGGACCCGUGACACUUACCAGAACAAUUCGACCGAGAUCAGAAUCAAAGCCAUUGCAGUUUGGGACACAGUCGGCUCACUAGGAAUCCCACCUGCUCCCGUAUUCGGCAUCCGAGGUUCGGCUAAGCAGUGGAAGUUCACGAGCACCCACGUCUCCAGGAAGGUAGAGAACGCCUUCCAGGCUCUCUCGCUGGAUGAGCCCAGAGCUGCCUUUCGCCCUGCACUCUGGGAACGUCUUGAGUGCAACAAUGUGACAAACCUGAAGCAGGUAUGGUUUCCAGGGAACCACGGUGACGUUGGAGGUGGCUGGUACGACCAGCAAAUAGCAAAUAUUUCCCUCGCGUGGAUUUGCGAUCAACUAAGCACUCUCGGCAUCGAAUUCAACCCUCGCCGCCUCACACGCACCUUCAUCGACGGCCUGCGCUACAACGCGGCCCAUCCUUACCCAUACGUACCUCCGCCAACAGUCUUGAUGCCCGAUUUCAUCUGGAAGUCACUCCUGCACCACAGACACCCGCCUCCUAAGCCAUGGGCCUCGUCACCAGCCGUCUGCCCUCCCCCCGCCAAGAACGAAACGAGAGACACAGCCAAUUGCACAGGCAAGGACCAUCACCAAGACGGAAGCCCGCAAGCCUUAUGGGCCAUCGGGCCCCCUCGACCCUGGGGCCUGGGGCAGACCCGCUACCCGGACAGCUGGCUGCAGCUCGCGACGGGGACGAUCGUCCGCCACCCAGGCUGCUUCAUGCGUGCCGACCCAGAAACCAACCUUGACACGGACGAGCCCCUUGUGAACACCGAAGAGCGGAUUCACAGCUGCGUGCGCGUACGGCUCGUAUGCGAGGGUCUGGGGAUGGACGACCGUAGCGUGUGGUCGUGCCCUUCGCUGCUGCAAGAUGAUAGCGGCCACGGCAGGCCGGUCUGGAGGCCCGAGAAGGCAAGUGCUGCCGCCGUCGAGCGGGCGACUGGGCCGCAAGGGGUAUGGUGGGAGGAGGAGCUUGAGAGGACGGGGAUGGGUUAUGAUGAGAACUGGCUGUACAGGUUUCAGAGGGGAGACGGACAGUGGCAGUGGGUGUUUCAACAAGACGCUGAGGUGAAGACUGGGACUGGGACCAAGGUCAGACCUCCUGUGAGGGUGCUUCCUGAGGAGCCCAUGACGGGCUACUGGGAGAGGCAUCUGCUGGCUUUGACGAGGGGCCAGAUGGAUAUCUGGAGGUGGGCAGAGGUGAACUCUACGGAGUGGGCGGAGGUGAAGGAGAGCGCCAAGUCUGUUCAACAGGAGUAG
This is a messenger RNA of Diaporthe amygdali, 1854 nucleotides long. RefSeq lists its product as uncharacterized. The record is from RefSeq and is a predicted model, not a curated record. The coding region runs from base 1 to 1854 and encodes 617 amino acids. NCBI's taxonomy places the organism in Eukaryota, Fungi, Ascomycota, Sordariomycetes, Diaporthales, Diaporthaceae. The transcript has 5 exons.